ACUAUGUCUGACAAAAUAUGUCUUAAGAGGGUAAAUAUUCAGUCUAAACAUGAAAUACAUCUAAUUAAAGAAAAUGUACGGCUUGUUACAAUUCUGGGAUUGCAACUGCGAUUGAGUGAAAACCAGCUUGCAAGCAGGCACCCCAGCACCGAGGUUGGGAACCAUUGGAUUAGACCAUGAUAAAAAAGCUUCAUAUAGUGACAUAAAAAGACACAAGAACAGUCUUCAUCAUCCGGUAGCUCAGUAACCAAACAUAAAUACAAAUAAUUGAGCCAUUCAAAUAAUUAUGAGAUGCUGGCAUGAAAUCCAAAAUGGUUAUUUAUCCCGCCUUUGUAAUAUUUUAUAUUUUCCUACUGUAGCAAAAUGAGCUAUUGAGCUAUUGUAUGAGCUAUUUAUAGAAAUGGUUAUCUGUUCUUCCUGUAUAUAGAAAGAAAGAUAGCAAAAAGAGAGACACCGAGGCAGAGACAGACAGACAGAGAGAGGGAGAGGGAGCAGAUAUCUGCAUGUUAAAUGACAAAAUAUUAACCAAAUAUCUGAAUUUCUGCAUUCUCCUGCUAGUUCUGCGUCUCUUCUUCUUCUUCUCUCUCAACGGUUAAAGUGUUUCAUUACCCGCAAUGAGUGAGGUAUUUUAUUCAUCUAUGAAGUUCAAGAAGAACUUUAGGCAGCGGACUGCAGCAACUCAGGAUGAUGACGUAACCUAUUCUGAGGUCAAAACCAUCAACCCUACCGCCUCCAACACAGUGUGCCACUGUGGUUCAGCAGAGCACAGUGGGCAAAGCUCAUAUCCCUACAGACGGGUUGCAGUGAGUCUGGGGCUGCUGUGUGCUCUCUUAUUGGCUGCCACAGUAGUCCUGUGUGUCCUCUAUACAAGUUUAUCAGAGAACUAUUCAAUGUUGGAGAGAGAUCUGGAGGAGCUCAGAAGCAACUACAGCACCAUGUAUACAGAGAAAGUCCAGCUACAGAGCACUUUGUGUAAACCCUGUCUACAGGGCUGGGCACAGUUCUCUUCGAAGUGUUACUACUUCUCUAAUGAGACGAAGAGCUGGGAAGACAGUCGCAGUGACUGCGAGGAAUGGGGAGCUGACCUGGUGAUUAUAGAGAGUGAAGAGGAAAAGCGGUUCAUCAACAACAAAACUCAAUCCUAUACCUGGACUGGACUGAGUUACUCAGCAGCUAAGGGUAACUGGCUCUGGGUGAAUGGAACCCCUCUGCAGAAAGGAUUCUGGGAGAGUCGAGAGCCAGAUGUUCAAAAUGGAAAUGUUUGUGUCAUGUUUUCCCCUCACAUUAAUGCAUGGGGUGCUUAUUACUGUUCUGAUGUCCAUAAUUUCAUCUGUGAGACUAAUGCUCUGCUCCCCUACGCACCUCACACGGUGACAGGGGGUCGGCCAGUGGGGUCAUCAACCACUGCUUCAGCGGAAACUCCUCUUUUUGUAGCAGUGCUGUCCCUCCAGUUCACAGUGAGUGGUGCUACUCUGUUGUCCAUCUGCAGAAAAGCAUUUACUUUUACACUGUUACAUAUGAAAAGAUCAUUCUUAGAGUCUGCUGCCUGUUCAUUCUGUACAGGCAGAGUGUGUGAACCCUGUCCACAGGGCUGGGCACAGUUCUCUUCGAAGUGUUACUACUUCUCUAAUGAGAGGAAGAACUGGACAGACAGUCGCAGUGACUGCGAGGAACGGGGAGCUGACCUGGUGAUUAUAGAGAGUGAAGAGGAACAGUGGUUCAUCUACGAACAAAUAAAAAGCACUACCUGGAUUGGACUACGUUACUCAGCAGCUAUGGGUAACUGGCUCUGGGUGGAUGGAACCCCUCUGCAGGAAGGAUUCUGGGGGAGUGGAGAGCCAGGUGAUGAAAAAGGAUUUUAUUGUGCCCUGAUUGCCUCUAUAAUGAAUGCAUGGCUUACUAUUUACUGUGAUUAUGACUUUAAUUUCGUCUGUGAGACUAAUGCUCUGCUCCCCUUGUCAGAAAUGGCAGCAUUGGUCUCCAAAGAUUCAGAGGGUAUAUACACUGCCCUGGCCUGUCCAGACCAAGAUGUGUACAACACACUGGGCCAGACCUCACUCAACAGCCCAGGAGCUCAGCACAAAGGGCACAGUGGGCAAAGCUCACUUCCCUACAGACGGGCUACAGUGAUUCUGGGGCUGCUGUGUGCUCUCUUAUUGGCUGCCACAGUAGUCCUGUGUGUCCUCUAUACAAGUCUAUUAGAGACCUAUUCAAAAGAGAAGGAGCUCAGAAGCAAUUGCAGCACCAUGAAUACAGAGAAAGUCCAGCUACAGAGCACUUUGUGUAAACCCUGUCCACAGGGCUGGGCACAGUUCUCUUCGAAGUGUUACUACUUCUCUAAUGAGACGAAGAGCUGGGCAGACAGUCGCAGCGACUGCAAGGAAUGGGGAGCUGACCUGGUGAUUACAGAGAGUGAAGAGGAACAGCGGUUCAUCAACAAACAAAUAAAAGACUUUACCUGGAUUGGACUACGUUACUCAGCAGCUAGGGGUAACUGGCUCUGGGUGAAUGGAACCCCUCUGCAGAAAGGAUUCGGGGGGAGUCGAGAGCCAGAUGUUAAAAAUGGAUGUGUCCUGUUUGCCCCUCAAAUUAAUGCAUUGGGUGUUUAUCACUGUUCUGAUGUCCAUAAUUUCAUCUGUGAGACUAAUGCUCUGCCCCCCUAAACCAUUUUUUAUCAUUGUAUGUUUUUGGUUCUCUCAUCUUGUGAGAGGCUGUUGACCAUGGCAGGUUUGACAGUCAGACACAGGACCAAUAAGCAGACCACAAUGUUACCGUUUCUGGUGGGAAUAUAUGGAAUAUACAUACUGCUGUCUUUACUAGAAAUGUAUCUGUGAGACUAAGCUUUAUUAAAUGCAUUGAAAUGACUGUACAUGCAGAGUAGAUUUAAGCUAUUACAUUAUUGGUUCUAUGGACAUAUUGUAAGUAUAAAAAAUCAAAAACAAUACAUUUUAAAUGGUCCUCAUCUUGCUGUUGUGAUACUGUAAAUUUAAAUUGAAAUAGAGAACAGCAGUCACUGCUAAAAAAGCAAAUGUGUUCAUUGGGCCUCAUUUAUCAAUAAUUUUGUAAAUAUGCACAUAAGUUUCCCCGUAAAAUUAUACAAACUAACAACUGCUGCCGCAUUUAUCAAACGUUCGGAGGCACUUAGUUUCAAUGGUAUCCCCGUGCGUAUGUUGAUAAAUCCCAAUCAGUCGUAAAUUGGAAGCGCGUUCACGGUCGCCUCGUUGUAGCACACCUCAUGCGGUGACAGGGGGUUGGCCAGUGGGGUCAUCAACCACUGCUUCAGCGGGUAACCCUCAUCCCCUAAGGGCGAAAGGGAUAAAACGUUGACAGUGCAGGUUUGGAGUUACUAAAUGUCAAACAUCAUGCUUACCAAUGAGCCAGCCAUCCUCAACAGUUCUAUGCGCCAAGCGGUUCCCCACAGAGCAGUUUUGCAAAACAAAUGAAUCACGUGUUCCUCCAGGACAACGAGCAACAA
Anguilla rostrata (American eel) is the source of this 3475-nucleotide messenger RNA. RefSeq names its product macrophage mannose receptor 1-like. NCBI's taxonomy places the organism in Eukaryota, Metazoa, Chordata, Actinopteri, Anguilliformes, Anguillidae. The coding region runs from base 615 to 2663 and encodes 682 amino acids. The transcript is spliced from 17 exons. The record is from RefSeq and is a predicted model, not a curated record.